Molecule: messenger RNA, 2642 nt
Organism: Epinephelus lanceolatus (giant grouper)
Lineage: Eukaryota; Metazoa; Chordata; Actinopteri; Perciformes; Serranidae
Product: protein FAM107B
Biological process (GO): actin filament polymerization; regulation of actin cytoskeleton organization; actin filament bundle assembly
Cellular component (GO): stress fiber; neuron projection; synapse
Source: RefSeq, a predicted model, not a curated record
UGGGAGGAGAGGAGCGCUGCUGCUCCUACAGAGAGGAUGAAGGUCCACACACACUGAAACACAGGAGGAUCAUCCGGACCGGGAUCAGAUGGAUCAGAUGGAUCAGAGGAGCUGCAGCAGCCCUCAGCAGUCCACCACAGCCAGGGAGGGGAUGGUGAAGUCUGCGUCAGCUUACGCAGACCUGCAGCAGCACCGGUCCGAUGGCCUCUACACGAAACCGUCCCCGGUGUCCGGCUACGUCCCCCAGCCCGACUACCUGGAGGGAGACGAGGACAGCGACCUCAUCAAACCCAAGAAACUGGUGAAUCCUGUCAAAGCGUCAAAGAGUCACCAAGAGCUUCACCGAGAGCUGAUGAGCAGCUGCAAACGGGGCGGAGUCAGUGUGGAGAUGAAGCCGGAGCUGCAGAGAGUUCUGGAGUCGAGGAAAAGGGAUCAGCUGAUCAAACAGAGGAAACAGGAAGAGGAAGCUCGCAGGAAGGUCUCACCUCUGGAGGCCGAGCUGAUAAAGAGACACCAGAGAUUGGAUGAGUGGGACAGGCAGCAGGAGAAGUUGCAGGAGGAAAACCUGAAAGCUCCAGAGUUUGUCAAAGUGAAGGAAAAUCUGAGACGGACAUCAUUUCACAGUAAAGAUGAGAAGGAGGUGUAGAGAUACCGCUGCCAUCCUGCAGGAAUGAGACACAGACUGUCCACAUGUUUACAGGACAAUCUGAGGACACAAAUAUACAGAGGACAGUAUGGGGGCACAAACAUACUGAGGACACUUUUUCUUAUAAUGAGAUGCUAAUAUCGUAUCUUGUAUAAUUAGAGAUUUUUUCUUGUCGUUAAGAGAUACUAACUCUACAAGACUACGAAAAUGUUCUCAUGAUUACGAAAUGUUGAUUUUUACAUACGAAACGUAGAAGUAAUACUAGGAAGAAAUAAUAACGAUAAAUAUCUGAAAGUAGAUUUUAUUCUGUAAUUACCAAACACUAACGAUGUAUAAUGAUGCAGGCUGAUCUCGUAAACUGUUCCCACAUUUUUCUACGAAAAGUAAUCCACCCAAAUUCGUACAUAUCUGGCAUAUUUUGAAAGGCUGUGAUCACGGGAUCAAUGCGCCCACAGGAGUAAAGAAGGAGGCGUUCCUGAGUGGUCUGUAAGUGGGUGGGUCACGAAGGCGGAGUUUCCCCUGGAACCAUGUUCAUUGUAUUCUUCGUGCUCUCUGAGUGAAUUUUGAUUAAUUUCAAGAUUCGUCCUCACUGUUUUUCUUUUCCUAAACCUUACCUUCGUAACUUUACAUGAAUUAUGUUGCUGUACAUUAAGGACGUAACGACAUGCGGGGACGCUAACUCGUAGGAUAUCAUUUGAACUGUUCUGUAAGGAUAUGUUGAAUUAUGAUAUCUAGAAAUCCUGAAGUGAAAUACACAGAUCUGAACAUUUAUUGUCUUUUCAGUCACAACAUUCUGAGUUAUGAUUCAUGCAUGAAGCAGAAAUUAUAAUUUUAUCAGGUCAGGAAUAAAAGCGACAAAAACAUGAUGGAAACAGAUUUUUUUAAAAAUAAAAAAAUAGACAAACUCAUGAUUUUUCUAAAUGUUGUGACUCUGUUUCAUCACAUUAAAUUCUUGUUUCUUUUUUUAUGAAUCACAUUUAUAGAUCAGAAAAUUUCAUACAAGAUGGGACAGUCACGAUUACACACAAUUGACGUCACAAUAGACGUCUGUGUGCUGUAAUAAUGAACAGUUGUAUGAUUAUAUGAUACAGAGACUUGUAAUCACAGGAAAUGAUGUCAUAAUUGUGACAUGUGUUUUUGUUGUCAUCAGAUAAAAAGUUCCCACAGUUCUCAGAGUCGUGUGUCGAAACUAGACUGAUUAUUUUAUAAUGCCAGAGACAGAAAACGACAGAAGUCGCUCCACGCUCACCAAAGACAAAACAGUCACUGAUGCUGUGACUGAUGUUUUCUUAGUAACUGUAAUUCUGUUUCCUGUUUCGGACUGAGUCACUGUCAGGACAGAGACAUUGUGCUGAGACAUAACGAAGACAAGAUGGACAAACCCUUUAAUGACAGAGAACAUGAGUUCUGUCAGAACAAACUGUGCCUGAGUCUCGUCUGUGUGUCUGAUGAUCCAACACGUUCUGCAGUGUUCAUUCAGAGCGUUGGACAGGAAGCUAGUUUUUACAUCAUUACAUCAUUUGUGUGUUGCAUCCUGUUCAAUCACCGUCAUAUUUACUGUACACAGCCCUUAAGAAAAUAUUGUAUCAGGUAUUUGUUUUAGUGAUGACGUACAGGAGUCAUAUUUACGAGAUGAUGCUGUUACAACGUGUGUAAUUUGACUAAAUCAGGUGAGAAGACGUCACGCUCACGACUGUCGUGUCACAUUAUUAAAGAUACGGGAUGUUUUUUCUUUUUGGCUUCUGAGAUGAUAUUUGCAUAUAAACAUGAGAUAUGUAAAUUAUAAUGACAUCUUAUAAUUCAGACAAAUCAACAUGUGAAAAAGUUUUGACCUUUUGACUCCUGAGCUGCGAUGACAUCACAGUGUGACUGAAGCCUUACGUCUGGACGCGUCUGUGUUGUUGAUCGUACAAUCAGUGAAUUCAUUUUUAAUCCAAACAGAUUCUGGAGCACUUUAACUGUGUGAGCGAAAAUUAAACUCAGAUUGUAAUUUGUA